UUCUUCUUGCCGCUGUCAAAAGGCGCCGAUUUAUUUGCGAAAUAGCGUUUAUUUCUAUUCCAACAAUUCAAUUUGUGUUUUUAUUAUUUAGCAACUUUUAUCGCCAAAAUAUUUAACAAAAAAAAAGAAAUCAAGAUAAGCAGGUGUAAAAAUACUACGAGAUGGCGGAAACAUUAGAAUAUAGUGAUAUUACAUCUGAAAUUCGUGGCGUGUUGACACCCGGCCGUUUAAAGUUGACUGAUCAACAUAUAAUAUUUAAAAAUAGUAAAACAGGCAAAGUAGAACAAAUAGCAGCAGACGAUAUAGAUUUAAUAAACUCACAGAAAUUUGUUGGUAAUUGGGGUUUACGUGUAUUCACCAAGAAUGGUACUCUCCAUCGUUUCUGUGGUUUUCGCGAAUCGGAAAAUGAAAAAUUGGGAAAGUUCUUGAAGAAAGCGUACAAUCAGGACUUGGUGGAAAAGGAGUUGUGUGUCAAAGGCUGGAAUUGGGGUACAGCACGUUUCAAGGGAUCUGCCCUCAGCUUUGACAAAGAUACUAAGACCAUUUUCGAAAUACCAUUGCAACAUGUAUCCCAAUGUAUGACCGGUAAAAAUGAGGUGACAUUGGAAUUUCAUCAGAGUGAUGAUGCACCUGUUGGUUUGUUGGAAAUGCGUUUUCAUAUACCCACUAUUGAGUCAGCGGAGGAAGACCCAGUGGAAAGCUUCCAGAAUAAUGUAAUGAGCAAAGCUUCUGUUAUAUCAGCCUCAGGCGAUGCUAUUGCUAUUUUCCGAGAAAUACACUGUCUUACGCCGCGUGGUCGUUACGAUAUUAAAAUCUUCUCAACAUUCUUUCAAUUGCACGGUAAAACUUUCGAUUACAAAAUACCAAUGGAUUCUGUGUUGCGUCUAUUCUUGUUGCCACAUAAAGACAGUAGGCAAAUGUUUCUCGUGCUCUCGUUGGAUCCACCAAUUAAGCAAGGUCAAACGCGAUAUCACUUUUUAGUGUUGCUCUUUGGGCCGGAAGAAGAGACUUCCAUUGAAUUGCCAUUCACAGAAGAAGAGCUGAAGGAGAAGUAUGAAGGCAAGAUUGAGAAAGAACUUUCCGGUCCAUUGUAUGAGGUAAUGGGUAAAGUGAUGAAAGUUUUGAUCGGACGUAAAAUUACAGGACCAGGAAAUUUUAUUGGCCACUCCGGCACUGCAGCUAUUGGUUGUUCGUUCAAAGCCGCCGCUGGUUAUCUCUAUCCACUGGAACGUGGUUUCAUCUACAUACACAAACCGCCGGUGCAUAUACGUUUUGAGGAAAUCGCUACCGUUAAUUUCGCACGUAGCGGCGGAUCAACGCGUAGUUUCGAUUUUGAGAUUACCUUGAAGAAUAGCACCGUGCAUACGUUUAGUUCUAUCGAAAAGGAGGAAUAUUCCAAACUUUUCGAUUACAUACAACAGAAGAAACUGCGCGUCAGCAAUAUUGGCAAAGAUAAGGGUGGCUACAAUGAUGUUGACUUUGGUAAUUCGGACAACGAGAACGAGCCAGAUGCUUACUUGGCGCGUGUAAAGGCUGAAGCACGCGAAAAAGACUCGGACGAUGAGGAGGGCUCAGAAGAGGAGUCUACGGACGAAGACUUCAAGCCGAAUGAGGCGGAAUCCGAUGUGGCUGAAGAGUACGAUAGUAAUGUACAGAGCGAUAUCGAAGACUCAGAUGCCAGCGGGGGUGGUGCCGGUGCUGGUGGUUCGGACUCUGGCGCAGAGAAGAAGAGCAAGCCUAAGAAAGAGAAAAAAGAAAAGAAGGAACGCAAAGAGCGUGUGAAAAAGACCACCAAAAGCAAGAAAGAUGCUAAUAAACCAAAGCGCGCCACCACCGCUUUCAUGCUUUGGCUAAACGAAAGUCGUGAUCAAAUCAGGAAAGAUAAUCCCGGUCUAAAAAUUACCGAAGUCGCCAAAAAGGGUGGCGAAAUGUGGAAGGAACUCAAUGAUAAAUCCAAAUGGGAAGACCUCGCAGCUAAGGAUAAGCAACGUUAUCAAGACGAAAUGAAAGAUUACAAGCCACCGGCUAGUGAGGAUAGCGGCAGCAAAUCGGGCGUAGCCAAGAAACGUAAGAAGGAGUCGCCAACCAAGAAAUCACCAGCCAGUGCUGCCGGUUUCAAGAGCAAAGAGUACAUUUCCGAUGAUGAAUCCUCCUCGGGUGAUGACAAAAAAGAUGGUUCCGGCGCUGUAGAUUCCGAGCCGGAGAAGAAGAAGAGCAAAGGGUCCAGUAAAUCGGGCAGCAAGGAUGAUAAGAAGAAAAAGAAGAAGGAAGAAAGUGAGGAGGAGAGUGAAGGUUCUGCCAGCGGCGGCAGUGAUGAGGACGACGAAGAGGACGAAGCUAGCGAUGAUGGCGAAGACAGUGAUUAGACAUUACGCAGACACAUAUUUUUUUCGUGUACUUCGUCUCAGUUGUUGUUUUUAAGCGUUUAGUUUUGUAAUGCUUCACAUAAAUAUAUAAAAGUAAUGUUAAGCCGCCACUUAGUUGUAAAAAAAAAAAAUAAAUUGCUAGAAGUUGAUACUAC
This is a messenger RNA of Ceratitis capitata (Mediterranean fruit fly), 2521 nucleotides long. It is a transcript of the gene Ssrp, whose product is annotated as FACT complex subunit Ssrp1. Gene Ontology annotation, cellular component: FACT complex; nucleus. The record is from RefSeq and is a predicted model, not a curated record. Gene Ontology annotation, molecular function: histone binding; nucleosome binding; DNA binding. The transcript is spliced from 5 exons. Lineage: Eukaryota; Metazoa; Arthropoda; Insecta; Diptera; Tephritidae. The coding region runs from base 162 to 2366 and encodes 734 amino acids.